Messenger RNA from Cylas formicarius (sweet potato weevil), 506 nucleotides. RefSeq lists its product as uncharacterized. The transcript is spliced from 3 exons. The annotation marks the transcript as partial. NCBI's taxonomy places the organism in Eukaryota, Metazoa, Arthropoda, Insecta, Coleoptera, Brentidae. The record is from RefSeq and is a predicted model, not a curated record.
AUUUUGUACGACACGGUGACGAAAACGUGGGGGUGGGUUCUCGAACUGUGCGAAUUUUGCAGGAAGGAGCAGGCGGUCUUGGAGGAGAGGGCGAGAAACGGGUGGAAACGCAAGUGGGGGUUUUAUUUAGAGUUCGACCAGAUUUGCGUCGAGGAGGCCCGAAACGCGGGCUUAACCGGCGACGAGUACAAAAGACGGACGAGGAGCCAAAACAAACAAGCGGAGGAAACGGGAGGCGGAGAUUUCGGACCUGCCUGUGAUCGAUGUCCCCGCACCACUGCGGGUUUCAUAGGAUGGCGAGCAAAACAAAAGGACGCCCUGGAAAAGUUCGGUCCGCUGUACGUUAGCCCUAAGGCUACCAUGCGUCCCAUGCAAUCGUACUCUUGCAUUAUACUCGGCUAGUUCAAAUAAAUAGUAACGCCCGGUGGUGGUCGUUCAUUUGAACUACUUCGGUCAGAAGGCUUUGGAAUCGAUUGGGAUUGGUCUCUUAUUGGCUUAAUUGUCAG